Molecule: messenger RNA, 1374 nt
Organism: Physeter macrocephalus (sperm whale)
Lineage: Eukaryota; Metazoa; Chordata; Mammalia; Artiodactyla; Physeteridae
Gene: PSMD6
Product: proteasome 26S subunit, non-ATPase 6
Exons: 8
Coding region: 87-1256 (389 amino acids)
Biological process (GO): proteasome-mediated ubiquitin-dependent protein catabolic process
Cellular component (GO): proteasome regulatory particle
Molecular function (GO): protein binding
Source: RefSeq, a predicted model, not a curated record
CGGGUUUCUUCCACUUCCGCCGCUGCCGCCGCCGCGGGAUCGGGCUGAGUCGCCGGUUGCUCCGAGUCGCUACUCUCGCCGUCGCGAUGCCGCUGGAGAACCUGGAAGAGGAGGGUCUGCCCAAGAAUCCGGACCUACGCAUCGCGCAGCUGCGCUUCCUGCUCAGCCUUCCGGAGCACCGCGGGGACGCGGCCGUGCGCGACGAGCUGAUGGCAGCCGUCCGCGAUAACAACAUGGCUCCUUAUUACGAAGCCUUGUGCAAAUCCCUUGACUGGCAGAUGGACGGGGACCUGCUCAGUAAAAUGAAGAAGGCAAAUGAAGACGAGUUGAAACGUUUGGACGAGGAGCUGGAAGAUGCGGAGAAGAAUCUGGGAGAGAGCGAAAUCCGAGACGCGAUGAUGGCAAAGGCCGAGUACCUCUGCCGGAUAGGUGACAAGGAAGGCGCUCUGACAGCCUUUCGCAAGACAUAUGACAAAACCGUGGCCCUGGGUCACCGACUGGAUAUUGUGUUCUAUCUCCUUAGAAUUGGCUUAUUUUACAUGGAUAAUGACCUCAUCACACGGAACACAGAAAAGGCCAAAAGCUUGAUAGAGGAAGGAGGAGACUGGGACCGGAGAAACCGCCUAAAAGUAUAUCAAGGUCUUUAUUGUGUGGCUAUUCGUGAUUUCAAACAGGCAGCUGAACUCUUCCUUGACACAGUUUCAACAUUUACAUCCUAUGAACUCAUGGAUUAUAAAACCUUUGUGACUUACACUGUCUAUGUCAGCAUGAUUGCUUUAGAAAGACCAGAUCUCAGGGAGAAGGUAAUUAAAGGAGCAGAGAUUUUGGAAGUGUUGCACAGUCUUCCAGCAGUUCGGCAGUAUCUGUUUUCACUCUAUGAAUGCCGUUACUCAGUUUUCUUCCAAUCAUUAGCUGUUGUGGAACAGGAAAUGAAAAAGGACUGGCUCUUUGCUCCUCAUUAUCGAUACUAUGUAAGAGAAAUGCGGAUUCAUGCAUACAGCCAGCUGCUGGAGUCAUACAGGUCAUUAACCCUGGGCUAUAUGGCAGAAGCCUUUGGUGUUGGUGUGGAGUUCAUUGAUCAGGAACUCUCCAGAUUUAUUGCUGCUGGGAGGCUACACUGCAAAAUAGAUAAAGUGAAUGAGAUAGUGGAAACGAACAGACCUGAUAGCAAGAACUGGCAGUACCAAGAAACGAUCAAGAAAGGAGACCUGCUCUUAAACAGAGUUCAAAAGCUAUCCAGAGUAAUUAAUAUGUAAGAAAGAAAAACCAAAAAACAAAACCUCCUACACAAAGCGUUUCCUGUAGAGAUGCUUACUUUACUUUGUGCCCAGUUGAACUGUACAAAAUAAAUACUGCAUUGUUGCUUUCAAUUCA